GCGCCAUGUUCAUUGUUCCGUAGCAUUUUAGCCAGAGAGCGUUGCGGGAAAAGCAGCGACAGUGGGGGGUGUUCAUUCACGGGCUUCUCGAAAUUUCAUCUCCCCGUCCCUUUUCUGCAGAGCUUAUUCCUCGAUAGUGUAUUAUUGGUUGUGUUAUAGUCGUCUAAAAGCGCAGCAAAAGUGACCCGAGACGGGGUUUCCUUUGCGGUUUUAUUGGCGGUCUUAUCUGUGAGCGGCAGGCACCCGGACGCACGCUGAUGGCGGUCACUAUCGAGGAUCUCUACCGUAACUACGGGAUCCUUGCAGACGCUAAGGACAACCUCAGCCAGCACAAAGAUGCCUACCAGGUAAUCCUGGAUGGUGUCAAAGGUGGCCCCAAGGAGAAGCGCCUGGCAGCACAGUUUAUUCCCAAGUUCUUCAGCAGCUUUCCUGAACUGGCCGAUGCAGCCAUUAAUGCUCAGCUUGAUCUUUGUGAAGAUGAAGAUGUGUCGAUUCGGCGGCAGGCCAUCAAGGAGCUCCCACGGUUUGCAACUGGAGAGAACAUCCUCAGAGUUGCAGAUAUUCUCACCCAGCUCCUCCAGACAGAUGAUACAGCAGAAUUCAACCAAGUGAAUGCAGCGCUUAUUUCUAUCUUCAAGAUAGAUGCGAAGGGUACUCUCGGAGGCCUCUUCUCUCAGAUCCUGCAGGGAGAGGACAUAGUGCGGGAAAGGGCUAUCAAGUUUCUUUCAGCCAAACUGAAGACGCUGCCGGAGGAUGUCAUGACAAAGGAGGUGGAGGAGUACGUCUUUGCAGAGACAAAGAAGGUUCUGGAGGAUGUGACAGGAGAGGAGUUUGUGCUUUUGAUGCGCAUGGUGUCGGGCCUGCGGGUGCUGCAGACGGUACACGGCCGGCAGCAGCUGGUGGAGCUGGUGGUGGAGCAGGCUUUCCUGGAGCAGGCUCUAAACCCAGCGGACCCCGACACUGUGGACCGCUUGCUGCAGUGCACACGUCAGGCCCUACCCCUGUUCUCUAAAAAUGUCCAUUCCACACGUUUUGUAACCUACUUCUGUGACCACGUGCUGCCCAACCUCAGCACCCUGACAAGUCCUGUGGCUGAGCUGGACAUUCAGCUUGAGGUGCUGAAGCUGCUGGCUGAGAUGAGUCCGUUCUGUGGAGACAUGGAGAAGCUGGAGGCCAACCUCAACAUGCUGUUUACCAAGCUGCUGGAGUUUAUGCCUCUGCCACCAGAGGAGGUGGAGAAUGGCGAGAACUCAGCGAGCGAGGAGCCCAAACUACAGUUCAGCUACGUAGAGUGCCUCCUCUACGGCUUCCACCAGCUCGGCAAGAAGCUGCCGGACUUCCUCCUCGACAAAGUGGAUGCUGAGCGCCUCAAAGACUUCAAGAUCAGGUUACAGUAUUUCGCCAGAGGCCUGCAGGUUUACAUCAGACAGCUGCGAGUUGCACUGCAAGGCAAGACAGGAGAUGCUCUGAAGACAGAGGAGAACAAGAUCAAAGUGGUGGCCCUGAAGAUCACAAACAACAUUAAUGUCCUCAUCAAGGAUCUCUUCCACAACCCUCCAUCAUACAAGAGCACAGUCACUCUGUCCUGGAAACCUGUCCAGAAGACCGAGGCAGUAGCGCCGAAGCGCCCAUCAGGUGAGGAGAUGGGGUCUGGUGGGAGCACAAAAAAACAGAUCUCCCCUCUGCCCCGGAGGGACGCACGGCAGAUCUACAAUCCCCCCAGCGGCAAGUACAGCGCCUCCAUUGGCAAUUUUAACUAUGAACGCGGCGGCUUCAGGGGCGGCCGGGGACGAGGCUUCGGAGCCAGAGGCAACAGGAGCCGAGGCCGAAUCUACUGAGACACACACACACACACACACACAUACAUACAUACAUAUUGCUCAUUGAACUGCAUCACAUCAGGAUCUUUUCCGCACCAAGAUGGACUAUUUGCCACCUCUUCUGUUUUUUAACUGGUCUCCACGUCUUUUUCACUUUCAAACUCGCACAUGCAGAUUUUUUGUUUUUGUUAUUUUCAGAGGGGUGGGGGGUCAGGAAGGGGGGGGUGGGUGGUUUCCUGUCUUCAGAAUAUCAGACAACGGGCUCAGACUUUUCUACCUGCCAUUUCAACACUUACUCCCUGUAUUCGUCUUGGCCAAGGCUACCAUUCAAGUAAAACUAAAUGGUUUUUUUCCCUUCAUUUUUUAAAAUAUUAUUCUGUGUAUUUUUGUGGAACAAAAGACUGCCAAGUUGUAACUGAUUGAUAAAUAUUUUUGUCAGAUUGUUGUAGGAAAAGAUAAAGAUCCUCUUGUUUUGCAACAUGUUGAUGAAUGCAUUUCUUUCUACCUUUUUAUUUAAUCUUGUUUUCAUUUUUUUUAUUAGAGCUUGAGUUGAAUUGGCUGAUUGUGCUACUUUGUAUGAAUCAAUGAUGUUGUUUCAUUGGAUUUUUAUCAUAAACUUGUAUGGAACUAUGA
Molecule: messenger RNA, 2453 nt
Organism: Lates calcarifer (barramundi perch)
Lineage: Eukaryota; Metazoa; Chordata; Actinopteri; Centropomidae
Gene: api5
Product: apoptosis inhibitor 5
Biological process (GO): negative regulation of apoptotic process
Cellular component (GO): nucleus
Molecular function (GO): RNA binding
Source: RefSeq, a predicted model, not a curated record